Molecule: messenger RNA, 2325 nt
Organism: Medioppia subpectinata
Lineage: Eukaryota; Metazoa; Arthropoda; Arachnida; Sarcoptiformes; Oppiidae
Source: the annotation of a GenBank genome assembly
AUGGAUACUAUCAUUGAUUUGUCCACUCUUUCCACACUCGACGACGUCCUCAAGGCUUACGACUUCUUAUGCAACGAAGAGAAGAGUACUGAGAGUGAGAUGAAUGAGUUGUUGUCCGACGACCAGAGUCUGGAGGCGUCGAUGGCUGGUCUCCGCAAAGACAUGCCGAACAUGUCUUUGAUUGAAUCGGACGCCAAACAGUUGUCGUCACUCAUUAGGUUCACGUCAUCGCUGGCCGACAGCGUGUCCUAUAAAGUCCGACGACUGGAUUCGGCCAAAACACGGGUCACUCAAUGCCUUCAACGCAUUGAAGACAUCUUAGACCUCAAGUUCUGUACGGAUGGCAUCCAAAAGGCGCUGUCGGCCGAAGACUACGAACAGGCGGCCGCACACAUACACCGCUUCCUCUCUAUGGAUGAGUCCAUUCUGCGGAAAUCGGCCGAAGAGGACGUCACCUACACUUCAGAGAAGGGCUCCUCAAUGGACGAGGCUUUCGAUCGCUUACACGACGCCGAGAGUCGACUCAAGGCUAUUGUGAUGAAGAGGUUCGACGAAGCGGUGAGCGAUGACGACGUGGCGUCAGUCGAGCGCUUCUUCAAGAUAUUCCCACUUCUGAACCAACACUCGGAGGGUUUGAAGAAGUUUUCCAACUAUUUGUGCACAAAAGUCAAUGAGAAGUCAAUCGGCAAUAAAAACAAUACGAAUCACUCUUCGGCCACGCAUUCAGAUAAGUUGACACAACUUUACGAGUGUAUAGCGAAGACUGUGGACAUUCAUCAGCCGCUGAUCGAGACCUACUACGGACCCGGAAGGCUGACCACAGUUAUCGAUGUCCUCCAGAAAGAGUGCGAUCGUCUCAGCAAAAGGAUUAUCGAUGACUUCAAAGUGAAGAAGAAUUUGUCACAAAUCGUCACUUUAGUGACCAAAUCACUGAAACCGAGCUCUAGUUAUCAAACGGUGACGAAAGUAGAUCCGAGAGAUUUGGAUCAGUUAUUGUCCGAAAUGAUUGUUCUCAACCAUAGGAGUGAAACCUAUUUAAGAUUUGUGUCGAAGAGAACGAAGAGUGAUAUCGAAAUCGCUUUUCCAGAAAAAAGUGAUAAAAUUGAAGAUCAAAAUGAAAGGACUGAAAGACUGAAUCAAAUCGAUUCCAUUAUAAGGAACUGUGAAUUAAGUCAUUCAAUACACGAAAUGAACGGAAUCUAUGUUCUGAUGGAAGAGUAUUUCAUCAGAGAAUCCACUCUUAAAGCCAUUCAAUUGGAUUGCGUCGAGACAUCGGGUGCUCUCACGUCCAGUAUGUUAGACGACGUCUUCUUUAUUAUCAAGAAAUGUAUCAAAAGAGCGCUUUCGAGCGGAAGUGUUGAUGUGGUCUGCGCUAUGAUUAACCAUUCGGUGUCACUCUUGGAGUCAUCGUUUUGCGAGGCAAUGAACGAGAGAUUACGAUACGGAUACCCGAGCACUGCCACCAUAUCGGGUGCGGCCGCCGCUCUUGACUUGAGUCAGGCCUAUAACGCACUCCAAGCGGGAAGAUAUCUACAAACGGCCAGUGAUUUAGAAAAAGCCAAAACACUUUUCUUGAGUUCACUCAACAAUUUGGACACCGCUUGUGAUUACGUGAAGACAUUGAAGACCUCGAUCUCAGACGACGUGAAGAAGGCGACGGUCUUACAGAAACAACAAAGUGAUAAACUCGAGAGCUGUCUCUCAGAUCUGGUCGCUCUGAGCGGACGCUUCAAAUCGAUCACUACAUCCGGUUUGGGACAGUUAUGCUCAUCCGUAUUGAAGCCUAGGAUCAAGACAUGGGUCGACGCUUUCAUCUCAAGUAACCAUAUUCUCAAUGAAGAGGACUUAAGCAGUUAUGAGUCGACCGAUGGUUUGCGACCUUUUAUGCAAACAUUUAUUAUAAGUAUUGAUGCGUUGAUUAAGUCAUUUAAGGAGAGUUUGUCUCAAAACAAUAGCGACACUCUUCUCAGUCUAUUCUCCACUGAAUUGACGCAAAGAUUGGGCGACGGAGUCGUCAAGUGUUCGUACAAUAAAUUGGGAGGCUUUCAGUUUGAUCGGGAAUUGAGGGCAAUAAUCAAUUACCUGACGCGUGCGACCACGUGGUCCAUACGGGACAAGUUCUCCCGAUUGAAACACAUCGCAAUCAUCUUAAAUCUGGACACUAUUGACGAAAUGAAUGAGUAUUUGAAUCCGAAUUCGAGUCCAUCCGGUUCUGUGGGCACAGAUAUGUUGAGCGCCUGGAGAAUGACUCCCAACGAAGUGAAACAAGCGCUCAAAUUGAGACAAGACUUCAGUCCGUUAGACAUCAAGAAACUAAAGCUCUGA